GAGAAACUUCCGGAAACAUCGUUGCGGAAGUGACGGAGCGCGGUGACGCAGCUUCCUGUUUGCGGCUGAGGGGAGGGGAGCGGAGCUGCCGCCGUUGUCCCGGGCUGCAGGCGGGAGGGUGGCGGCCGCGCUGUGGAGACACCGGGGAGGGACUUGAAAGAUUCAUCUGUUAACAAGACAAGUACUGAAACAUGGUGGAUUACUAUGAAGUUCUGGGAGUGCAAAAGCAUGCCUCAGCAGAAGAUAUUAAAAAAGCGUACCGUAAACUGGCGUUAAAGUGGCACCCUGAUAAAAAUCCAGACAAUAAAGAAGAGGCAGAACAGCAAUUUAAGCAAGUAGCUGAGGCCUAUGAAGUUUUGUCAGAUGCUAGAAAACGUGAAAUCUAUGACAGAUAUGGAAAAGAAGGCUUAAUAAAUGGAGGUGGAGGUGGAAAUCAUCAUGAUAAUCCAUUUGAAUAUGGAUUUACAUUCCGUAACCCAGAAGAUGUCUUUAGGGAGUUUUUUGGUGCAAGGGACCCCUUUUCAUUUGAGUUCUUCGAAGACCCUUUUGAGGACUUCUUUGGGGGCAGGCGGGGUCCAAGGGGAAGCAGGAGCAGAGGUGAUGGAUCAUUUUUCUCUGCCUUUGGUGGAUUCCCUGCUUUUGGAAGUGGCUUUUCUGCAUUUGACACAGGUUUUACUUCGUUUGGCUUGGGGCAUGGAGGCCUUACUUCAUUGUCCUCUACGUCAUUCGGAGGCAGUGGGAUGGGCAACUUCAAAUCAGUAUCAACCUCAACUAAAAUAGUUAAUGGCAAAAAAAUUACUACAAAGAGAAUUUUUGAGAAUGGACACGAGAGAGUAGAAGUCGAAGAAGAUGGCCAGUUAAGGUCGCUAACAAUAAAUGGUCAGGUAGAUGAAGAAGCUUUUGCUGAGGAGUGCAGAAGGAGAGGACAACAAGCUCUGCCUUUCCAGUCGACCAACCCUCGUCUGCUGAAGUCUUACAAGCCUGCCAGUUCCCCCAGAUAUGGCCUGCAUUACAAUAGUGAUGAGCCGGAAGAACAAGACAGAAGCCGGGUUACAAGCAGCUUCGAGACCCCUUUUUAUUUAUCAGGUGUGCACAACAAGCAUGUUGAUGAGAAAUGUGCAGAAAAGAGUCCACCAGCUAGUCAAAAGCCAGAACAAAAAACCCAGGGAAGAGUUUGUUGCUGUGUGUUGACUUAACGUGAGCUCCUCAGCAGAUAAUAAACACAGCUUGUGUGCCUUUGUCCUGCAUUAGUUCUGCUCUUCAAUUUAGUCUAGAUUCACAAAUGGGACACUCAAGUAUCCAGGGCAAAUAUUGUUAUGCUGUUGAAGUGCCUCUGCUUUUUAUUCUUUAAAGUGAAGGCCUUUUAGAGUUUAGCUGUUCACAAUACUUUGCACAUUCAUUUAUUUAAAUUGAGCUUGGCUUCCUUGCUGAAGGUGAAGUUCAGCAGCUUGAUAUUAUUUCUGGAAGCUGCAAUUUUAGGCACCUACAUAUUAAUAGAGAAGACUGAGACCAUUCAGGUGAAUGCAGGAAUUCUGUGAUUGUCCCAGUUAUUUUUAGAAAUAAUUAGUCCUUUGAUAUGCUUCCUCUCUAAUGUUUUGGUAACAUAGUCUAGAGGCUAUCUUGGACAAUGAAGUCCUCAUUACUACUUGGUUUAAUUUGAACCUGUGGUCAAAGAUCAUCCAGGACUGCCAGGACAGGUUUGUCUGAAACAUGAAGGUGCCUUUCUGCUUGGAUGCCCAAACCAAGGGAUCUUCUCCGUAGUGCUGAGUUAGGUGAAGUGCUGGGAAGUGUGAGCAUAUGAGGCUCCUCAGGGUAAACACAGAGCACGAAAAACAUGCACUCUACCCCAAAACUCACAUACUCCCAGUGCUGUACUAAAUUCUGUGUUGAUGAGCCUUUAAACCUAACACUGUCUUCUGUAUGGAAGACCUACAUAUGCCUUAUGGGAUGGCAGCCUUGAAAAAAUAGAACCAUUCAGAUAAACGUCUUCCUGAUCAGUUGCUGGAAGUUGGGUCUCUUUAGGGAUGGCCAAGUUGAAUCUUCUAUUUUUUAAAAAAACAAACCACCUCUGGUUAUGAAAUCUCCUACUCAAGGGUUACAAGUUUUGUCUCCUGUGUCUCUAGCCAGCACAAUAAAACCUUGCCUUUGGAAACCUGUGGUUCUCUGCAACCACAGCAAUACUUUGUAAUGGUUCCAAAGAGCACCUGAGUUUGACAUACACCUUGCAAUUGUUGGAGCAAUUUUUAAGAUUGCUGCGGACUUUUUGCUGUGAAUCUAUUCAUGCUCCAAGACGCACAAGUUUGCAUUAAGGUGACUUUCUAGAAGCAUUUGUGCAAUCACAAAAUCCUCAGUAGAUUGUGAAUUGUCAUAAAAAAUUCAUGAUAAAAACUUGACUGCAGUAAGACUAAGAUUUUACUGUUGCUUUAAAUAUUUUGUCCUCUAAUGGACAGGGCUGAUGAAGGACUGAUCGAGUCAGUCAUAAAAACCUAUGUGAGUGUCUUAAUCCCUCCUUGGGAAGGUGGUGCACGAGUCGUGGCCAGUAACUCCUCCUUCAUGGGUGUUCAGCAAGCAGCUUCACCUGUGCAGCUCUGGAAUUACAGAGAACACUUACUUGCUCCUGCUUGGCUUCUUAUUGAUCACUGCUGUGCUUACAUAGGACAGUGAUGGGGAAAAAUCAGUGUCUUUUUCCACCUUCAUCCAAAGCCCACUCAGUUCAGUGGAGAAUGGUUAAGUUCUGGGCACUGUUCCAACUUGAAUCCGAUGGUUUUGCCACUUUUGAUGUUGGUAGUGAGACUGUGCAGGAACUUUAGACAUUGUCCCAGUGAGAGCAUCUCAGGCACAUCCUCAGCUGUUAGUGAUUCACCUGCAGUGAAAUGGUUUUCUUUUCACAGAUCUAACCAUGGGAGAGUUUGGGUUUAAAUUUAUAAGUCUGUAGCAAAUUUAAAGGAAGGAAAAGAGAAUGGGUUUCAUCUUGGCUAUAAGGUGAACAACCCUCUGGCAGUGGUCAUCUCUCUCUAGCAUCCAAGCAGAAAGGCUGGCCAACUUGUUUAGGCUGGCAGCUGUAUCCAGAGGUGAGAUGAAUCCUCUCCUUAGUCAGGGUUUCCAGUCAUUACAGUGGGUAUUUAAUAAAAAAAUUAGAUUUUAAUUUGAUUCACCAUCUAAUAAUGACACUUCACUUUUUAGUAGUAGUUGCUCUGUGUCUCAUAAUGUUCCUGGUUUCAUAAUAGCCUUUUAGAACAAAACUUCAUCUCUUGUACUCUGAAGUCACUGAAUAGCUCAGAGGUCUCUAGCUCCAAACAAGAAGUUUUUAAAUAAGAAAUCAGAUGCUGCAAGUAAUGUGCUUCCUGAUUGUGUGGUGUAUUGCUGACUGGUGCUAUCCAUGCCCUGUCAAAGUGGUAUUAAUGCCAGCAGAGAUCUGGGGGUUGCAGCCAUCAAUGGUAGAUGUAGUGGUAACUACCCCUAAAAAGCUUCUCUGGAUUUGAGAGUUUUGACCUUUAUCUACCAAGAACAGUUGAAAUGUUUCAUUGUUAAAUACUGGAAAAUCCAUGAUACAAAACAUCAUUCUUUGGAAGAUAAUAUUGCAAGGUUUGCUCUUCCUUGUUAAUGAAAUAGCUUGUAUUAACCCAAACCUCACACCAUUAAUUUUUGCUCCAUUUUCACCCACUGGCAUCCCUGAGAAGGGAACCACUUAGAGGAACAAGCUUAACUAAUCUUGAUCCUUUCCUGGCAUGGAUUCCUCUGCUGGAGAGACGAGCUAUUUGUACUUUAUUACAUCUUUAACACGGUCUCUGUUCUUUUUACCAACACAGGCUUUCCUGUAUUACACUUUACUAACUAGUAAAAUCAACGUGCUUGGUUAUCCAAAGUAAUUACCUUAGAAUUCUCUCACAUUCUUGUAUUUGGGCAUGUAGUAGAGAGAGAAAGGAAAGCACAGCCAGUUUUCCAUGGAAAUCUAAUACAUAAGGAAUGCUGGAGGUGCAGUGAUGGGAGGGAGUUCACUCUCUCUAUUCCACAUCCCCUGGCUGUAACUCUGUGAGGUGGGACAGGGUAACAACUGAAUUUUCCUGUGGGGGCAGUUUACUGGUGGAUUUGGAAACUUGCUGGUUGCUCCUUGGCUUAGCCAGAGCUGCCCUCAUGCAUGAUUUUUUUGGCUGUUAUUAGGAGAGCAUCCUGUGACCCAUUUGCUUCCCAUAAGAGAUGGCUGGGUUCAACAUGGAAGGGCUUCUGAGACUGCAGAGCCUUGCAAGCUUUUGCUUGCCAUGUGGGAGUAAAACCUUGGAAUUUACUUAGUAAAGUUAUUACUUUAAUUAAUAGCAGGCGAGCAGGUUGUAUCUGGCUUGGUAUGCUCUUGUAGCAAUUCUAGGCAGAAUUUGUAAUGAAAAUAGUGUGGUGAGCAAAUGUGAAGGAAGGCCCCAGUAAGUUACUGCAGGUAUUCUAUCCCCUAAAACAUCAAAGUUUGAUUACAUCACUGGGUUGGCCAGUGAAACUGGAGAACUCACCCCUUGGAUUUAACAGUGAAUAAUUAAACAGUGGAGAGGCAUACCAAGACAGGGUGGGAUGUUUUGUCACCUCAGGUCUUUAUGCAAAGGCAAGUGCUCUCUGUGAUGCUCUCUGGCAUGGGCAGGAGCUGUGGAUGCAGUGAAAGAAUGAGUACAUCAAGUCAUGGUGUGCUGGGCAGGGGAAAGGAGGGAAUGUGAAAGUGUAGUAUAAAGCUGUAGUUGUAAAUUGAGUCACAUCCAUGAAAUUAUACUGAGGCUGUGAUCUUGGGUGAAUUUUUAUAAUGCCAUAUGCAAGUGUGGUCAGUCUAGAAUAACAGAUGGUGGCUGCAUCUCAGCACUAACCCCAAGCUACCUUUGAAAUAGCAAUUUAUUGUUUUAACUAGAGAGAUGUUUCUAAGAACAGAAAAUUAGCACAGCACAGAACCCAGCUUGCAUGUGCCCUGCUAAAGCUCUGUGUAUGUACUGGAGGGCAAAAGAAUAGCCACAGUCUUAGGAAAAGGUUAGUAAUCUUGAAAACCAUUUUCCCUGGGACUUGAGCAGAAAGCAUCAAUCCCUCCCACCUCCAAUCUCAGUGCUUCCGAGCCUGAAGGUAGAAGAAGACUCCUUCAAAGUCUUCACCUUUGCAGGGGAUCUUUAAAAAUCAGGCCAUGGCCUUUACUACUGACUGAUGUGUGUAGGGAAGUGCUGCACACUGAUUGCUGGGUGUGCCUGAACAUUUUGUUUCCUUCUGCCAACUCCUACGCCCUGUUGGUACUGGCAGAAGGAAGGUGGAGCAGACCCUCUACUGCACUCUGCAUCUUGAUAGAGCAGGCAAAUGUCAGGUGGGGAAGGAAGAAGUAGGAUAUCACAAAUGGUUUGGGUGGGAGUGUUUUCCCCAGGGCCUUUGUUCUUUCGGAUCAGCUGCUGGAUGCAUCUCCCUUGGAGCUGCUGUCCAAGAACGUGACAAGUGUCAUAGUCAGUGACUGAACAAACCUGUGACUUUGGGAGGUGCAGAUUGGCAGAGAAAGCCAAUCUGGGACACAGCAGAGAGGUUUCCCAAUUUCUUUUGGUCUUUGAUGAGUGGCUGAGAGAGUUGCUACUAAGCAUUGCUAGAAAUUGGUUUCAGCCUUCAGCAGCUUUAUGAAAGCUGGAGUAGCUUCUCUGCUCUUUAUGGUUCUUCUGGAGGUAAAAGGGGAUGAAAUGGAAAGAGCAGUUCAGAAUAUGCUGUUUGUUUUAGACAGAAAUUAUCCAGCUUGUAAAUCAGGUGAAAUUCCAACCUGUGCAAAUACUUGCUUUAUCUGUCAUUUCUCCUGUCAGCUGACAAAAGCAAGAAUAUACCAAGUUAGGGUGAUAGCCAUCAGCAUUGGAGUCAACCUGGUUUCCUAAAGUUGAAGCUUGGGUAAGCUCUCAGCCACCUUUUCUCUCCCUCUUCCCUGGAAUAUAUUUUUAGAGUUCAGAUGGCAAACAGUCACUUCUAGGGGUGGAAAUUUGAAAAGCCUUUCUCCAAGGCCAGAACUCUUUGGAUGAAGCCCAUUCAGCCAGGUGCUAACUACAGGAAGUUUCUAUGGCCACUCUGUGAUGCUGGCGACUCACCAGGACACAGGUUCACUGCAAAUUCAUCACAUAGUGAUGGGGCUGUUUCUUUCUAAUUCAGAUUUUGUUCUCUUGUGGCUUUUGAGCCUAGUCUUGCAACCAAAGCAGCUAAAUAUGCUUUUAAUUAGUGCUGGUUGCAGUAUUCAAGUGAAACAAGCACCAAAGGGUUACACCUUUAGUGUGCAAUUUUUAUGUUUGUUAGGAGCUGCUUCCCAUGUUUGGAUCAGGUUUUUGGCUGUUAUCACCCAGCCUAGCAUCACUGGAGCUAACAGACCAGCAAAGUUUGACCUAUUCUUUCUUCUUAGGUGGGGGUAGAAAAGGAAAUAGUUGAGUGAAAUUAUUUAUCACAGCAGGCUUGAAACAGAAAAGGCCUGGCAGUUUUCUCUUGAGGAAUAUUCUGUAUUUGUGCCUUAUCUCCUAUUUUGGCCAAUCUGUUUCUGUGUGUCAGUGAUAACACUUGAAAGAUUUCAACUUUUCACCCUUAUCAUUCUAGAGGCUGGUAGGAGAUUGUGUUGUCAAAUGCCUGAAUAUCUUCAUACCACAUUACUUAAACAUUUCAGUUGUUUCACUUAUAAGACAAUGAAUUAUGUGCUAUUCAUUUUAAGCCAUAAUUUACAUUGAUUCACGGUGUUUUUAUGGAAGAGUUGCUAGAAUUGCUUUUAGUAUCUCAAACAGUUGAAGAAAAUGGACUGUUAGAAAAAAAAAAAAAAAGGAAAUUAUAAUGAUAUAAAAUAGCAGUAUCAAAACCAAUCAUGCCUGGAUGUGGAAGCAUUUAGAAAUACUGACAGUGUUUUGAGAAUGGAAAAUGAAAAAAUUAUGAAGCUAAUAACCUGUUAGGGUUUAAUGAUCCUUUCCCAAAUAUCUGUGUUAAUAUUUCAUAGUUAUUACAUGAACUAGUUCUGAUCACCUGAUAUCAUCAUGUUUUUCCCUCCAGUAAAGGGAAGAACCUUUGGAAUAACAGCCCUUAGAUGACUGAUUCUGAGGAGUCAGCAUGUCUCUUGUGCCUCCAUUGGCCUCUGGGGGAAAGCAAAGAGAAGGGCUCAAGCCCUUCUGGCACAUGUGACUUGCAGCAGUAAAUUAAAUGCCAAAGGAUCCUCUUUUGGGCAAUGUAUAGGUGUCUGAGGGGCUGACAUUGAUGUAAACUUUAUGGAUGGAGUUCUUGGGAGAUGCUCAUGCGGUGUCUCCAGGGACAAGGUUGUGGCUCAGGGUGCAGGCAAAACCCAGCAUCAUCUGCAGUUCUGCCAAGCACAGCCAAUAUUUCUCUUCCUUAUACAGUAAAACUGGUUUCCACUGGCUAAUUGCUCAUGGCAGAAUUUCUAAAUAAAUAUCUUGCUUCUUGACUCAGAUGGUUGCAAUAGAUGAAGUCAUGCUGUUGAUACAGCAUUGGAGCUAGAGUGAUAACCCAGGAACAGCUUCCCUUUGCUGCAAGGGAGUCUAUUUCCUCUAACACACCUACUUUUGAUAAUGUCUUCAGUGAUUUUUUUUUUUCUCCAAAGACUUUCUCGUGGUUCUCUCUGAGUCUUAAAAGUAAACAGUUCUGCCCUGAGCACAACCCUACUUGUGCUUGGGAGGAGCUCUGAUCAGGAGCAAACUCCAGCCACAGUGUGGCUUCCUACUCCUCUGACCUCCCACCACUUCCUUUUCCCAUCUUAAUGUUGCUGCUGGUGCUAAAUUGAUGGAGAAUCAGGUGCCAUGGCUUCCUCAGGGUCAUCUCUGCCUGCUGGCAGACAGAAUGGGGAAAAGGAAAAGCUUUCCAGAGAGGCAGAGCUAUUCCCAUCCUGGGCUGUGCCCUGGACUCCCUGCCUUGCCUCGCAGCUGCUCUGCCCUGCUCCCCAUCACUGGGCUGUGCUGGUUCACAGUGCCAGAGCACUGAGCUAAGGGAUUCCUCCAGCUAUCUGAAGGCAUCACAGAAUGAUUAUAUGAGGGAAAUGUUGGCUAGCUUGGAGUUUAGAUUUUCAAGUGCACUUGGGUAGCUGUGAUGUCGGUUCUGCAGAGGUCACGGUCCCUGCAAGUCUGCUUGCAAGAUGAAUGUGAUUGUAAGUUUGAAGGAUAGGAUGUGAUGAUGCAGAGGAAGAACUGGCUCAUGUAUGGUUGUGAAGGGAAAAGAAAAUCAUUGGGAUGAUGAUCACGUGGCUGGAAGCUUGUGCUUAAUGACCCUGUAGCAAAUAAUUGUUGUUUGAACUUAAUGCUUCCAUGCACCAGUGGAGAUGAAGUAGAAUAUAACCUGUGGUGCAUAGUUAAGCAUGAGCAGGCUGAUGACCUGCACAGAAAAAUGCAUAUUGGUAAACACUGAGCACCUUUUGAUUUCCUCAGGAUUCUUGGCAUUCCCUUGUCUUAUAAUGGAAAUGCAAAUACCUUGGUGAUGCUGGCUACUGUGAGCAGGAAAUGCCAGUACUUAAAUAGCUCCUGCUGUAUAAGUCUUAUUUAUUGCUUCUGUUUUGAAAAUUAUUCUAGUUUUGCAUGUGCUCUAAUUUUGAAGCUUUUCCUGAAUUUCUUUGAAGUCUGAAAGGUCUCCAGAGCUUUUCGAACUUCAAAGAUCAACAGCAUUUUCUUUCUAUCCUAUGUAAGGGAUAUAGUAGAACUGGGGGUAUAGUGGAAGUGAUAAUAUACAUAUAUGUAUAUUUUUAAGCAUUAAAAAGCCAGAAUUUUUAUUUAAGAUUCGUUAAACCAUUCAGAGAAUGUGUGCUUUUGCUAGAAGGAAAAAUCCAUGAAUGCUGUUGAAAGUGUUUGACAAGCCAUG
Messenger RNA from Calypte anna (Anna's hummingbird), 8811 nucleotides. It is a transcript of the gene DNAJB6, whose product is annotated as DnaJ heat shock protein family (Hsp40) member B6. The coding region runs from base 192 to 1196 and encodes 334 amino acids. The record is from RefSeq and is a predicted model, not a curated record. Gene Ontology annotation, molecular function: ATPase activator activity; Hsp70 protein binding. NCBI's taxonomy places the organism in Eukaryota, Metazoa, Chordata, Aves, Apodiformes, Trochilidae. The transcript is spliced from 9 exons. Gene Ontology annotation, cellular component: cytosol; endoplasmic reticulum membrane. Gene Ontology annotation, biological process: protein refolding; positive regulation of proteasomal ubiquitin-dependent protein catabolic process.